AUGGACACUGCAGCGAUCAACUAUGAUUCUUGGUCCUUGAAAAAUCUUAGAGGUGAUGCUACCAAGCUAGGUAUUUGUUUUUCCUCUAAGGAUGGUGUUAAGACUUUAGCGAGGAAACUCAGAACGUCAGAUCGCAUAGGUGAGAGUUUCGAUGCGCAAGAAGGAGAAAACCUUGCGGAGGCGACUUUGGAAACUAGUCUUAGUUUUGAGCAGAGAUUUCAGUUACAAGAGCGAGAGCUGCAGAUGUUAGAACUGCGGAAGAGAAUUAGUCAGGAACACAGAGAAAUUGGAGAGUUGGAAAGGGAGGUGGAGAGAGAAAGGCGCAAGGCUGAAAGGGAGUUAGAGAGGGAGAGAAGGGAGUUUGAAACUCAAAAAGCCCAAGAAGAAGAAAGGCGUUUGGUACGAGAGGAGGAGAGACUCAGAAACCUUAGAGCUGAAAAGGAAGAAUUUUCUGUAAGAGAGUCUGAAAGGAAACAGGUAAGUGACAAUGAGGUUAAAAGGCCCAAGUUUAUCAAAAUCAGAUAUUGGGUUCGAGCCUCGGAGAAAAAUCCCGACGAGGACUUCGUUCAGUGGGGAAAUAGAACCCGAAGAUAUCUCAGCUACUGGAUGGCCGUUGCCGAGGCUACUGGGGAUGCGGAUAAGACAAUUGAACAGGUUUUGAUGGAGCGACUUCUUGAUGCGGUAAGUCCUGAGCUUAGAGCUUGGUUAAAGGAGCAAAAGCCCAAAACUGCUGAAGAACUUGGCAACCUUGCUAAUUUACAUGUUCAAUCUAGGAAAGGGCCACUUGUUGAGGGGAAGUAUGUGUCAACUGCUAUUAACGAGACAUUUUGGAAAAAGAAGGAGCCAGAUGGUAAGGCGGAUAAUUCAUUGUCUGAACAGAAACGAGACCAAAACUUUCUAAGACCACCCAAACCGUCUUCUCCUCCGGCCUGA
Stylophora pistillata is the source of this 933-nucleotide messenger RNA. RefSeq lists its product as uncharacterized. The record is from RefSeq and is a predicted model, not a curated record. Gene Ontology annotation, molecular function: zinc ion binding; nucleic acid binding. Gene Ontology annotation, biological process: DNA integration. Lineage: Eukaryota; Metazoa; Cnidaria; Anthozoa; Scleractinia; Pocilloporidae.